UAGUAAAAUCAGAGAGAGAGAGAGGGAGAGAGAGACAUAGAUAAGAUCCUUCAAAAUCAAAAUCAUCACAGCACAGCGAAGGUUUAGGAAAGUAGUCUUCUUCUUCUUCUUAUCGUGUGUAUUCGGCUAUGGCGUCUUCAUUAUCAGCUCAAUUUCUUCAAUGUCACAACUCACUUUCACCUCUUAAGGGUAAUUUCAGCCAAAAUGUGGCUAAGGUUCAAAGGCCACGUGUGGUCUGUUGCGGUACCAAAUCACAGCUUGGUUACGGUAAAGCACUGGCAUCAAGAUCGCAUUAUGCCCUCAGGUUUUCUGUCACGCAACAAUCUGAAGCAAGGUCAACUAGAUAUAGGAGAAUGACAUGUGUCAAUGCUACAGACAAUGUACUAGAGCUUCAAGCCAAAGUGACAACCAAGUGUUUCUUUGAUAUAGAAGUUGGGGGUGAACCUGUGGGCAGGGUUGUUUUGGGCCUAUUUGGAGAAGUUGUUCCUAAGACAGUUGAAAACUUCCGUGCUUUGUGUACAGGUGAGAAAGGAUAUGGUUACAAAGGAAGCUCCUUCCAUCGUAUAAUCAAAGAUUUCAUGAUUCAGGGAGGAGACUUUACAGAAGGAAAUGGAACUGGUGGAAUUAGUAUCUACGGUCCUAGUUUUAAAGAUGAGAGUUUUGCCUUGAAGCAUGUCGGUCCUGGGGUUCUGAGCAUGGCAAAUGCUGGUCCUAAUACUAAUGGUAGUCAAUUUUUCAUCUGCACUGUAAAGACUCCAUGGCUAGACAAUCGUCACGUUGUGUUUGGACAUGUCAUUGAUGGAAUGGAUGUUGUGAAGACACUUGAAUCCCAGGAGACGAGUAGGUUAGAUAACCCUCGGAAGCCUUGCAGAAUUGCUAAUUGCGGAGAACUGCCUACUGAUGGUUGAUGCUUGCGCAGAAGAAUGCCACUAUUUUUUCUGAUCUUCAGUUCAAUUUCCAAUGUUCUGAUUGUCCCUUAUUAAUCAUGUUAAUGUCGGAAGAAACAGAGUAAAUUGAAUUUAAUCAAACACAAAUAAAUAAUUAAUUAAAUUUAUCAAGAAAACCAAUAUACAAAAUAAUGAAUAUUUCAAAAUCAAAA
Messenger RNA from Cajanus cajan (pigeon pea), 1099 nucleotides. It is a transcript of the gene ROC4, whose product is annotated as rotamase CYP 4. Gene Ontology annotation, cellular component: cytoplasm. Gene Ontology annotation, molecular function: peptidyl-prolyl cis-trans isomerase activity; cyclosporin A binding. Lineage: Eukaryota; Viridiplantae; Streptophyta; Magnoliopsida; Fabales; Fabaceae. Gene Ontology annotation, biological process: protein folding; protein peptidyl-prolyl isomerization. The record is from RefSeq and is a predicted model, not a curated record.